AUCAUCUCUCACAAAUUGCAAUGUAUUUAUGUUAAUUUAAAUAUAUUUAAUUUGGAAAUAAUUAUUUAGUUGAAAUUAAAUUGAUUGAUUUCGUCAUGAGCUUCAAGAGGUGUUUUGGAUUAGUAAAGUCCACUUUUUUGCGCCAAAUACGCUUUAACUCGAACGAUCAAUCAAAACAUGGUUUUGUUAUCGGUAUUUUUGAGGACGAUGACUCAAAUUCCCCAAAAUUAACACCCAUUGGAGAAAAGGUUGAUGAUAUCUGUUCGGGUGGACUCUCCGAAAUUGUUAAUGGUUGUGAAAUAACUGGUCAACUGUCAAAGGGGAUUAUUCUAAAAAAUAUUCACCAAGAGUUUAAAAAUAUCGCAAUUGUUGGAGUCGGUCCCGAAGACAUAGGUUUGGAUGAAUGUGGUAUGAUUGACGAAGGUUUGGAAAAUGUACGCAUUGCAGCAGGAGUUGGUGCACGUUGUCUCCAACGUCAUGGAUGUGAUGUGAUAUUCGUAGACUCGAUGGAUUUCCCACAACAAGCCGCUGUUGGCAGUACCUUAGCGAUGUGGCAAGAAAAGCUUGAUAACAUGGAGAAUACAUCGUUACUACCAAGAAUACAAUUUUUGGAUCAUAACGAUGAAGAAGAAUGGAGGAGCGGAGAGUUUAAAGCUGAAUCACAAAUACUGUCGAGAUUUUUAACAGAAAUUCUUAACUCGGAAUUAACAGCGUUAAACUUUUUGGAAGGUGCUGUUGAUAUUCUAAUGAGAUACGGAAUUACUGUUAAUACACGUUCCGAAAAUUGGAUGAAGUUUACGGCAUUGAAUUCGUUUUUAAGAAUAACAAACCCAAUUUCAAAGGAACCACCAGUUAUUUUAGAAGCUAGCUAUUGGGGAACUGAUCCGAAAGAAAGACCUGUAGUCCUUUAUGCAAAAGGCAUCACCUUUAAUGCUGAUGAUGACUUUCAUUGUUGUUGUUAUGACAAAUAUUGCACCUCUAUGGCUGGAGCAGCUCUUGUAAUAGCCGUUCUACAGGCUUCAGCAGGACUUCGUCUCCCUAUCAAUUUGUCAGUCGUCAUACCGCUCUGCUCAUAUACUGCAAACAUGUCACAUUGUACUAAUAUUGAUAAUAAACCCUCCAACAAAACAUCAUUCCUUAUAUCAGAUCCUGAUAGGUCAGGUAUGAAGACAUUGUUAUACGCGCAGUAUGCUUAUAAGCCACGUUUAAUUAUUGACAUCAGAGCACUGGAGGCUGAAAUAGAUGGUACUUUGGAAGACGGCAUUACCGGCAUUUUUUCGAACUCUUGUGAAAUGUGGAAAGAGUUCAAAAUUGCUGGUUGGAUUACUGGAAACCGUAUGCGGCGUUUACCUCUAUGGCAACUAUACGAUCGAGUGAGAUUUAAUAACGGAAUUUUCCAAGACACAUCUAUUCCAAACCAGCAAGGAUUUGUGCACGCAAUAUCAGCAAAAAUACUGAAUCAAUUUCUGCCGCGUAUAGAUUGGGUUCAAUUUGGUAUUUAUGGUGAGAAGAUGCCUGGUCGUUCCACGCUUACUUUAAUCCAAUUUUUGUACCAACUGACAACACUAAAACCAUAAAAAAGACUUGAAAAUAAAAAGAAGAGGCUCGGAACUCGGAAAAUCUUGAGGCAAUUUUAUAACAACACCAUGGCAAUUUGUUAGGACUUUCUCCAUAAAAGAAGCUAGUGUCACAAUAAUUAUUGAGAGAAGAUAACAACAACCAAAUUUGAAAUUUUGAUAAAAAUUACAAGUAAUUAAAAAAUUCACUCACACAAAAUUAUUAGAUAUAUUUGAGAAUACCAUAAAUUUCACAAUGAUUAAUUUAACGU
Molecule: messenger RNA, 1828 nt
Organism: Teleopsis dalmanni
Lineage: Eukaryota; Metazoa; Arthropoda; Insecta; Diptera; Diopsidae
Product: cytosol aminopeptidase-like
Exons: 8
Coding region: 96-1577 (493 amino acids)
Biological process (GO): proteolysis
Cellular component (GO): cytoplasm
Molecular function (GO): manganese ion binding; metalloaminopeptidase activity
Source: RefSeq, a predicted model, not a curated record